AAAAAGGGACUGUCAGUAGUCAAACGAAGACUGCGUUUUUAAGACUUGUCUUUGGGACCUACUGAGUUAGUCGAUUCAACGUGGACCACGAGUGAGACAUUCGUAUCUUUCAUUCCUUCAUCAAGCCAGCGGACCUUGCAUCCGCCAAGGUACAGUUUCCCCUUUGCUACACCAUCUUGUUUUCGACGAGGACACUUCUUAAGUACUCACAGAGCUCCUACCUUGAUUGACCGACAGUGCAGAUUAUCAUCAUGACUAACUACAUUCUAUUCAUCGGCCUCAUGAUCGCCAUGUUUGCUAUCUUAGCAACGAGCUCAGACGAGGCUGCCAUCAACGACGGGAUGGAGACACCAGAGGAUGCUGAAGCGCUCAACAACUUUCUUCACGGUCUCCUGCAGGCAAGAGUAGACCGCUCAUGGCGUAAGCCAUGCGAUGGCAACUCAUGCUUCCAGUCUGCAGGGGGACGAGGUUGGAAGAGGAAUCGCGCUCCGUUCAGUUUGGAUGGUUUCAAGUGCAUCGGUGCUGGGUGCGAAAGAGGCUGGAAACGGACCUCCGAGAGGAAGCGUUAAAUGCCGAUUAAUGAGGCGGAGACUAGACUACUCCAGUGAACAUAUAAAUUGCUUUAGAAAAUGACACUUGGCAACUACAAUCGAUUCAACUUUAUAAUCAAUCAUAGUUUUCAUAUCAUUAUUAAACAAGUUUAAUUUACAAAGAAAAAUCAACAAGCUUUCAUCCUAUUUUAUAUAAACGCCUCCUUCAAAUAUCUUUUCCAAAAUCACCUACAUGCUGUUAUUGUUUGGCAUAACAGUAAUUAAUUCUGUUUCAAUAAAGUGAAAUAGCAAAUAACAAUAAUCGUGCUAAUUAAAGUUUAUGCUACCUGACUAAAUAACAAAAUAGUCAACAGUUUGCAGAUUGUGAUCCAUUUUCCAGUAGAUUCCAACAAACGCAAAGCAAGGAAGCUUUGAUGCAAUGUAAGCCUUCAACAACCUUGAUUUAAUUACACACAGGCACUUCAUUGACAAAAUGUGAGCCAAAGCCGGAGAAUGAGGAAGGCAGAGUAACAGCAACAAACUGAAAGAUGGAGAAUGGAUUCGAAGAGUUUAACAUGUCUUUGGUGAUUUCUUAGAUGGCACUUCUUAAAACCACACACCUUUUAUAAGGAGUAAAAGAAAAUCCAACUGUAUACAUUUAAGUCUAUACAUUUUGGAAGGUUUCUGGUAAUUCUCAUCAAUAUAAAUGAAUUACUACGUAAUAUUUUGUUCAGUGGCAUCCUCUUUAUUCAAACACAAAACAAAUGAAGUUUGCUUGUUACUAUAAAUAUCAAUAACGCAUCCAAGAAGCCGGCAUUGAUAAAAACUAAUGGUAAUUUCGUUGGAUGUUUGUUAGUUAUUCUCGGGCAUUUUUAUGAAGUGUCGGAUUACACCAUCCAAGAUGUGCACUUGCAGCUAAUCUUUAAACGCUCAAGCUCAAAACCUGCAAUACAACUUUCCACGUCCUGUCAUUUAACAACCAUUUCUCGUCAGUCUUUUUCCCAAGAUGCAAAUUCCCAAAUCAGAUUCGCAAAGGGUACCGUCAUAAUAAUAUCUUUACACUCCGACCAGGGAUGACAUAGACAGGGAACUCUCGGGACCUUUCGUUUUUAUCGAAAGUGUUUUUCGGGGGCAAAAUUUGUAGACAUUUGAAGAAGCUCUUGCUAACAAUCAAAACGCCUUCAGCUACACGUGUACCGGUACUUAGUGAUAACUAGGGGAAUCAGUAUAUAGCGAUAUUACCAGUAAUAAACAUUAUGAAAUACAA
Molecule: messenger RNA, 1797 nt
Organism: Acanthaster planci (crown-of-thorns starfish)
Lineage: Eukaryota; Metazoa; Echinodermata; Asteroidea; Valvatida; Acanthasteridae
Source: RefSeq, a predicted model, not a curated record